This is a messenger RNA of Callorhinus ursinus (northern fur seal), 4630 nucleotides long. Lineage: Eukaryota; Metazoa; Chordata; Mammalia; Carnivora; Otariidae. The record is from RefSeq and is a predicted model, not a curated record.
GACCCCAGACCCUGGACCCCGAGCCCCUCCGCGGACCCCAACCCCGACCUGCCCCGUACCAACAUGACAGGGCUGGAGGAGAACCAGGAGUUCGACUUCGAUUUCCUUUUCGAGUUUAACCAGAGCGACGAGGGCACCGCCGCUGCCCCAGAGCACUAUAGUUAUGCGUCCUCGAGCAUCAGCUCUGCUCUGCCUCCUGGCUCGGCUCGCCCCUCGCUGCCAGCUCCAUGCCAUGACCUGCAGACCUCGGCCCCAGGCAUGCCGGCCGCUGCGGCAAGUCAGCCCCCAGGCUAUGGUGGGGCGGUGGACAGCAGGCCCUCGAGCUGCUUCCUCUCCUCUGGCCACGUCAGGCCCAACGGGGCCCCGGCCCUGGAGAGUCCUCGCAUCGAGAUCACCUCGUACCUGGGACUGCACCACGGCAGCAACCAGUUUUUCCAUGAUGCAGAGGUAGAAGACGUCCCUCCCGGCUCCCAGCGGCCCCCGUGCACGGCCACUCUGGGUCUGCCCAGCCUGGAGGCCUACCGUGACCCCUCCUGCCUGAGCCCGGCCAGCAGCCUGUCAUCCCGUAGCUGCAACUCUGAGGCCUCGUCCUUCGAGUCUGGCUUCUCGUACCCCUAUGCAUCCCCACAGACGUCCCCAUGGCAGUCACCCUGUGUGUCCCCCAAGACCACGGACCCUGAGGACGGUUUCCCCCGUGGCCUGGGGGCCUGCGGCCUGCUCAGCUCCCCCAGACACUCACCCUGCACCUCGCCUCGCGCAAGCGUCACGGAGGAGAGCUGGUUGGGGGCCCGCACGUCCCGGCCCCCGUCCCCCUGCAACAAGAGGAAAUAUGGCCUCAAUGGCCGGCAGCUGUCUGGCUCCCCACACCACUCACCCACACCGUCCCCACGCAGCUCGCCGCGGGUCAGCGUCACCGACGACACCUGGCUGGGCAACAGCACGCAGUACACGAGCUCUGCUAUCGUGGCCGCCAUCAACGCCCUCAGCACCGACAGCAGCCUGGAGCUGGACGGCGUCCCGGUGAAAGCGCGCAAGACUGCCCUGGACCACUGUCCCUCUGUGGCGCUCAAGGUGGAGCCAGUGGGUGAGGACCUGGGGACCACGCCACCCACGUCCGAGUUCCUGCCCGAAGAGUUCCUGUCCUUCCAGCACAUCCGGAAGGGUGCGUUCUGUGACCAGUACCUGUCGGUGCCGCAGCAUCCAUACCAGUGGGCCCGGCCCCGGUCCCCGGCAUCCUACACCAGCCCGUCCCUCCCCGCCCUGGACUGGCAGCUGCCAUCGCGCUCGGGACCCUACGAGCUGAGGAUCGAGGUGCAGCCCAAGCCCCACCACAGAGCCCACUAUGAGACGGAGGGGAGCCGGGGGGCCGUGAAGGCGUCGGCCGGAGGACACCCCAGCGUGCAGCUACACGGCUACUUGGAGAAUGAGCCACUCACACUACAGCUGUUCAUUGGGACGGCCGACGACCGCCUGCUGAGACCCCACGCCUUCUACCAGGUCCACCGGAUCACAGGCAAGACCGUCUCCACCACCAGUCACGAAGCCAUCCUCUCCAACACCAAAGUCUUGGAAAUCCCACUGCUACCAGAGAACAACAUGCGAGCCAUUGUGGACUGUGCUGGGAUUCUGAAGCUUCGAAACUCGGACAUCGAGCUGCGGAAAGGGGAGACGGAUAUCGGGAGGAAGAACACCAGGGUGAGGCUUGUCUUCCGGGUCCACAUCCCACAGCCCAACGGCCGGACAUUGUCCCUGCAAGUGGCCUCCAACCCCAUCGAGUGCUCCCAGCGGUCGGCCCAGGAGCUGCCCCUCGUGGAGAAGCAGAGCGCAGCCAGCUGCCCUGUCCUCGGUGGGAAGAAGAUGGUCCUGUCUGGCCACAACUUUCUGCAAGACUCCAAGGUCAUUUUCGUGGAGAAAGCACCAGACGGUCACCACAUCUGGGAGAUGGAGGCGAAGAUGGACAGAGACCUGUGCAAGCCGAACUCGCUGGUGGUUGAGAUCCCGCCUUUCCGCAAUCAGAGAAUAACCAGCCCUGUGCAAGUCAGCUUCUAUGUCUGCAACGGGAAGAGAAAGAGAAGUCAGUACCAGCACUUCACCUACCUUCCUGCGAACGCUCCUACCAUAAAAACAGAGCCCACCGAUGAUUACGAGCCUGCUCUGACCUGUGGACCAAUGAGCCAGGGCCCGAGCCCUCUCCCCAAGCCGUGCUACAGCCAGCAGCUGGUGAUGCCGCCUGACCCGGGCUCCUGCCUGGUGGCCGGCUUCCCGCCCUGUCCACAGAGGAGCACCAUGGUGUCACCGCCCCCCAGCACCAGCCCGAAGCUCCACGACCUCUCUUCCGCCACCUACAGCAAGGGCAUGGCCAGCCCGGGCCACGGUCACCUCGGACUUCAGCGGCCGGCCGGAGGGCUCCUCGCCGUUCCGGAGACACCGAGACCCGUGGGCGUGCACCCCGGCCCCCCCCCAGCAGCCGCCUCCUGCCCUGCUGCGACCACAGUCCUGCAGCCCCACCCACCCAUCCGAGAUGGGCCACCAGCAGCACCGACUGCCGAAGGCUCCGAGGAGCGAGUCCGCAGGCCCCCGGCCUCUGCUGCUGCCCGAGGUGCAUGAGGACAGUAAUCAUAGUCUGGCCCCCAUUCCCGUAACGGUCAAGCGAGAGCCUCAGGAGCUGGACCAGCUGUAUCUGGACGACGGGUUGCACCUGCCUUUGGGAUGAGGUGCCACCUGAACUGCGUAGAGGUGGGCGGUCCUCUCGCAUGUUGGUCACCUGACUACUCGCGGAUCAGCGCUGUGACCAGAGGCCCCAUGAGCUGCCCAGGAUGGUCAGUCCAAGUCUGCACGUUCAUGGGCCCCGCGUGGAUUGUGUACGCAGGUGCCGGGGCCCCCGUUGUUGGCGCUACCCGUGUAUUCGGUGUAAGCUUUUCCGGGGCUAGAUGCCCAUCUCCCCUGCUGCUGGACUCAGAUGGGGGUGAGAGCCCAGGACAGUGCUGGACACAGGGCCCCCAGCCUCCCUGAAACACCCUCCUCUGGGGUCGGGGCCUUGCAUUGAAGGCUCAUGUCUCCCGCUACAGCUGUCUCCGUAAACGUCGCAUUUCCACUGUUUUGAGUUCUGCGGGCUACCCUGGGGCCCUGGUGUUGGGAGGAGUGUUUUCGGAAGAGUGUUUGCUCCUGAAGUGGCUGUUUCAGAGGGGUGGCACCUACGGGCCCUUCCCCCCACAAGCUGAGAGUCAGGGUGGCCAGGAGACACGGAAGCCUUCCCGGCCACAGCGUCUGGCCGCCAGCGAUCGCCCUCGGCUCAGUGGCCCAGGCAGGACAAGGGCUCCCGUGCUCAGGGUUUCUCACACUGCCGUCCGUGGGGGUAAAAACGGGGCCGGUCCCAGGCUUCUCCAUCCCUAACUGAGGGCUGCAAGCUCUCAGAUAUUUUUGUUCCAUAGUUGGUCAACCCUUGAGCCUGGAGAUGUCCUUGGAGCCUGUUGUGGGUUCCCUCCCGCCCCUGACAGGCAUUCAGGGACACCCCAGAACUCAGCAGCUUCCGUACCACACUCGGGGUCCACAGCUGACCUCAGCAGCUUCAGCUUCUGUUUUGGAUUCCGUCCCCUGAGGUUAGACCCACGGCGGCCGUGCUCCCUGCCUGGCCCCUCUGCGAGCUCAGCUUUGUCCCAGGGAGUUGCGGGGUGGCCCCACGAGCAGCUGGGCGGGCCCGAGGAGCAUGUGCACUGCUCCUCUCCUGGUCCCAGCCAAGCCUGCGGUGCUUUCAGGCGAGCUAGGGUGACCGGCCCGGCAGGCCUUCUGGUCUGUCUUGCUGCCCUGAGUGUGUUGUGGUAAGAGGCAGCCUUGCGAGGGUGGGAGAGGCGCACGUGGCACGUGUGAUGGGGUGUCCUGCCCCGGGUGAGCCCACAGUUGCUGGAUCCACCCUCGAGAAGGUGCCGGGGCCCCCGUGAGUCUCUAGGCCCCUCCAGACCAGGGCUUCCCUGUGCAGGCACUGGAUUUGGUCAGGAGGGCAAACCUAAGUGAGACCCUUCGGUCCAGUGGGGCCGUUGGCUGCACACCCCGCAGCGUGGACUCUCGUCUGCAGGGGUGCGGCCGUCAGCCUCGCGGUGCAGCACCCCGUGCUGGCUCGAGGAGCAGGGCUCUGGGGCUGCUCUCUGCAAGGAGCCACCACCUCCCCGCUGGCUCCUGGCUCAGACUCCCUCCGGGGCUCCUGCCAACACCCGUCCUGGUGCUCCUGCUGCAGAGGUGGUGAACACCCGCGUUCACUGUAUGCUGCACCCUGGCUGGAGGGUCCCACGCCUGCACCCACUUCGUGAGCCCACUUUCCAACAGCUCUUCCCUUCUCCGUGCCCCCCAGACAUUCCGCCUCGGUCUCCCUGGGAGCAUGGUCUUGUCUCCAGACCACUAGUGUCUCACCUCCUGCUCCGAGCCUCAGCGCCCCCUGAGCUGACCAGCUGCCAUGGGGCCGCCGGCGCUUCCCGGCCAUGCCUGUGGUCCUGGGAGCCCUGGGCAGAGGUUCUGAGGCGCAGGGAGCCUGUGUGCAAAGAGGUUUUCUCCGCCUCGAUUUGGGGCUGGAAUUAUGGGCCCUUGUUUCCAAGAAGGCCCCAUAAUCCCAGGCCAGGUGUGAAUAAAGAUUUUCAGU